UAAAUUCAAGAGUAGAGGGGCUUUUAUGUUGGAAAUACUAACCGGAAGUCAUCUGGAUAUCGUGUGACUUGACCUUUUCUUCAGGUUGAAGCCAGCGAUGGUACUCUUUGUUAAGUAACGUGGUGGUAAACGUUGCUUUCAGACAAGAUUUGCUCAUUUAAAUAGCCGCUGUCGCCGUGUCUGCCGUCAUUUGUUCAUACAAGUUAAAGAAGCGGUCGAACUUCGCUUGUGGGACUACUUAAAUCGCAGUUCGCUGACGCUGGUGUGUUGGCUGCAGUUCGAGGGGGGAUGUCUCUUCACGGCAAAAGAAAAGAAAUCUACAAAUACGAAGCGCCAUGGACGGUGUACGCCAUGAACUGGAGCGUCCGUCCGGACAAACGGUUUCGGUUGGCUCUCGGCAGCUUCGUGGAGGAAUACAACAACAAGGUUCAGCUGGUGGGUCUGGAGGAAGAGAGCUCAGAGUUUGUCUGCAGGAACACAUUUGACCACCCUUACCCCACCACCAAGAUCAUGUGGAUCCCAGACACGAAGGGGGUCUAUCCAGACCUGCUGGCCACCAGUGGGGACUACCUGCGCAUUUGGAGGGUCAGCGACACAGAAACACGUCUUGAAUGUUUGCUGAAUAACAACAAGAACUCAGACUUCUGCGCUCCCCUCACCUCCUUUGACUGGAAUGAAGUCGAUCCUAAUCUACUUGGUACUUCCAGUAUUGACACCACCUGCACAAUCUGGGGGUUGGAAACCGGCCAGGUGUUGGGACGAGUUAACCUUGUGUCUGGACACGUGAAGACCCAGCUGAUCGCCCAUGACAAAGAGGUGUAUGACAUCGCGUUCAGCCGUGCAGGAGGUGGCAGAGACAUGUUCGCCUCUGUUGGAGCCGAUGGAUCCGUCCGCAUGUUUGACCUGCGACACCUCGAGCACAGCACCAUCAUCUACGAGGACCCCCAGCACCACCCGCUCCUCCGUCUCUGCUGGAACAAACAGGACCCCAACUACCUGGCCACGAUGGCCAUGGACGGCAUGGAGGUGGUUAUCCUGGACGUACGCGUGCCCUGCACUCCAGUGGCUCGGCUGAACAACCAUCGCGCUUGUGUUAACGGCAUCGCGUGGGCACCGCACUCCUCAUGUCACAUCUGCACCGCAGCUGACGACCACCAGGCCCUGAUCUGGGACAUCCAACAGAUGCCACGGGCCAUCGAGGACCCGAUCCUGGCCUACACCGCCGAAGGCGAGAUCAACAACGUGCAGUGGGCCUCCACGCAGCCGGACUGGAUCGCCAUCUGCUAUAACAACUGCCUGGAGAUCCUGCGUGUGUGAAGUCACGGAGAAGGAGCGCCAUUUCAGAUGUGGACUUUUUUUUUUUGCCGUUCUCAUUCCUACGUUUUUAAGACGAGGAUGAGGUGUCGAGUGAACUCUCUGAAUGUGUUUGGAAUAUUAAACACCUGCUCCGCAAUAACCUGGUUUACAAUGUUUUUUCCAUGUCUUUACUGUUAUAUUAACCGUGUUUAAGCACUUAUUUAUUUUGCUCACAUGGUAGUGUUCAGCAGCUGGAAGAGACACGAGUGCUUUGAGCUGCUGCGUAUGAAAGUCCGAUUUUUGUACUCCUCGGUGUGAUUUGUAGCCAGCCGUGUGAUAUUCAUGAAGGGUUUACCUUCCUUGUACAUUUCAUCUGUUUCCUUUCUAAAGGUUGAUACCAGCUACUGUAGGUGCCAGAAGAUGGCCUCUCUAAUAUGUAGGAAUAUGUUGUAGCCUUUCUCGUGAAUGCAUACCUUCUUAUCGAUAAUUCGAGGAUUAAUAUAUUGCAGUCUUGUUUACCCUUGUGGCAAUUAAAGCUGUUAAAUUUGGGUGUAUGUACUCUCUUCAGAUGACUGUGCCCAGCCUCAAGCUUGUGACUGGUGCAACUUUUCGAAAAAUGUAAAAUAACCUGAGAGGGUUCAUGUUGUCACUGCAGUGGUGUGUCAUCAUAUGUUGUGUUUUAGUUCGGCUGGCGAUGCUGUGAAGCAACCGUGUACAGCAGCACUCAAAACCUACCAGAGCAAUGUUGUUCAACCUUUUAUUGCCCCCCCCCAAAUUAUUCAAUUAUUCUCCUCUUUGUCUUAUUUUUACAUGUAGAAAGUUGUGCUUGGAAAGCUGCAUUUUUUUUCAUGCGCGUGAGCUGUAAAAAUGGGAGGAAACAACUUUCUGACUGUUUAUGUCUGCCUCUUUUUUUGUUGUUGUUUUCAGUAAUUAAAGGGUCAUGUCCUUGUAGCAUGCCAUUACAAGGCAAAUUGUACAUACAUAUAAAUAUAUCAACUCAAGUUGUUUGUAAGACAAGUGUUCAUGCCGUAGUUUUGUUUUCUUUUCAUAAAGUUUAAUAUGGAAUUUACUCAAAUAAAUUGUAUUCCUCCAUGUCUUACAAACUAA
This is a messenger RNA of Pundamilia nyererei, 2403 nucleotides long. It is a transcript of the gene dcaf7, whose product is annotated as ddb1 and cul4 associated factor 7. Bases 289 to 1317 code for a protein of 342 amino acids. Gene Ontology annotation, molecular function: protein binding. NCBI's taxonomy places the organism in Eukaryota, Metazoa, Chordata, Actinopteri, Cichliformes, Cichlidae. The record is from RefSeq and is a predicted model, not a curated record. The transcript is spliced from 7 exons.